Molecule: messenger RNA, 828 nt
Organism: Closterium sp. Naga37s-1
Lineage: Eukaryota; Viridiplantae; Streptophyta; Zygnematophyceae; Desmidiales; Closteriaceae
Source: the annotation of a GenBank genome assembly
AUGCACCUAGCACUGUCACGUAGUGGGUGCAGUGGUGGUGCUGCUAGUGGUGGUGGUGGCGGUGGUAUGGGGGGUACUGAGCGCUCACCCGCCUGCCCGCGCGUUCCACUUGCUGACAUCCUCAGAGUCACCAUUGGGUGGGCGGAAGGGCGGAGGGUUGGGGGAGGCAGGUGGAGUGAUGUGUACCUGGGGGAAUGGACGGAGGAGGUGGAGGGGGGGGAUGGGGAGAAGCAUGGGGGGGAGGAUGGGGGGAAGGAUGGGGGGGGAACAGGAAAGAAGAAGCACCAAGGAAGAGAGGUGUGGGGGGGGGGGAAGGGGAAGGAGGGGGGCGACAAGGGGGAAGGGUCACAAGGCAAGCAGUUGUCAGGGGGAAAGGUGUGGAAGGGGGGGAGGCCGGGGGACAAGUGGGCAGUGAAGCGCAUGAGGGGGGGGACGCAUGAGGCAGAGAGGGCGGAGUUUGAGGCUCAUGUGGCGGGCUUGGCUCGCCUUGUCCACCCAAACGUGCUGGCUCUCGUGGGCUGGUGCUGCUGCCCUGCAGAAGGGGGGGAGGCAGAGAGGGAGGGCGGGGAGAAGGAGGCAUGUGGGUGGGGCGAGAAUAAAGUGGCAGUUGGGGAGGGCGACGGGAGAGGGUGGUUGAAAGGUGCCACGCCUUUGUCGCUGCAGCAGCGGGUGGGCAUAGCAGUGGGCGUGCUGAGGGCGCUCAAGGCAGUGCAGAGCCACUGGCAGGUGCAUGGCGACCUCAAGCCCUCCAACGUGCUGCUCGGGCCGUCCUUUGAGGUGCGUAAGUUGCCUUCAAUUCCCGUCCUGCUGGUAUGCCCUAGUGAGUGA